AAGCUGGCUUUCUUAGGGUCAGGCAACCCCGGUCACAGUACCAUGGGGGCGAGGGAAAGCUGGAGCGGCUGAAAUUCCUACUUUCACGUAACGAUUCCAGAGCUCAACAAAUGGAACCUCAGUUAACUUAAGCUUAUAAGCUGCUGGUGACAGCAGAAAGAAGACUUAAAGACGUUACACUUUUGUGAUUGUCUCCGUAUAUAAUGGAAUCUACACUUCAACAGUGGAUUUUUGAUAUCUCUUUCAUUGAUUUGCAUUUUAUUUGGAUUGAUAAGGCCCACAACAUUGUGAAGCUGUAGUGUGAAUAUGGGUGAAAAGAAACCAGAACCUUUGGAUUUUGUAAAAGAUUUUCAAGAAUAUUUGACUCAGCAGACUCACCAUGUGAACAUGAUUUCAGGCUCUGUUAGUGGGGACAAGGAAGCUGAGACUCUUCAAGGUGCAGGGACAGAAGGUGAUCAGAAUGGAUUAGAUCAUCCUUCAGUUGAAGUCUCGCUGGAUGAAAACUCGGGAGUAUUAGUAGAUGGAUUUGAAAGAACUUUUGAUGGAAAAUUAAAGUGUCGCUAUUGUAACUAUGCCAGCAAAGGAACAGCACGUCUCAUAGAACAUAUCAGAAUCCACACAGGUGAGAAGCCACAUAGAUGCCAUUUAUGCCCCUUUGCAUCGGCCUAUGAACGUCACCUGGAAGCUCAUAUGCGAUCACAUACUGGUGAAAAACCUUAUAAAUGUGAACUGUGUUCCUUCCGUUGUAGUGACAGGAGCAAUUUGUCACACCAUCGUAGGCGUAAACAUAAAAUGGUGCCUAUAAAGGGUACAAGGCCUUCCCUUAGUAGCAAGAAGAUGUGGGGGGUCUUGCAGAAGAAGACCAGUAACUUGGGGUACAGCCGAAGAGCACUAAUUAACUUGAGUCCACCUUCCAUGGUGGUUCAGAAGCCAGAUUACCUUAACGAAUUCACCCAUGAAAUUCCAAACAUUCAGACUGAAACAUAUGAAAGUAUGACAAAGCCAACAGAGACUGGUGGGUUGCCGAGAGACCCACAAGAUCUUAUGGUAGAUAAUCCUUUGAACCAGCUUUCCACAUUAGCAGGACAGUUGUCUAGUCUGCCUCCUGAAAACCAAAACCCACCUUCCCCUGAUGUUGUACCAUGUCAAGACGAAAAGCCUUUUAUGAUGCAGCAGCCUGCUGCACCCACUAUCAUUCCAGCUGUGGCAACAAGUAUUCCUCGGAGCUCGCCCCCUACAAGCCCUGAUCCUCGUCCUGCACAUACUCAAAGAAACUACAGUCCAGUGGCAGGUCCUAGCAGUGACCACAGUGCCCAUGCCAGUACUCCAAGCAUAAGUAAUAGUCAGCCAAGUACUCCUGCACCAACUCUUCCAGUUCAGGAUCCUCAGCUUCUGCAUCACUGCCAGCACUGUGAUAUGUAUUUUGCUGACAAUAUUCUUUAUACUAUUCAUAUGGGAUGUCAUGGAUUUGAAAAUCCUUUCCAGUGUAACAUCUGUGGCUGCAAGUGUAAAAACAAAUACGAUUUUGCUUGCCACUUUGCCAGAGGCCAGCAUAACCAGCAUUGAUUGAAUACAAGUAGCAUCAUGCUUUCAUUUAUUUGUGUGUGUUUAAGCACAUUGCUAUCUGUCUCUUACAUUCUGAGAGAAAGUGUGCUUGUCCUGGUGGAAGAAUUACACAGUUAACGUUGGAGGCAAAUGUCUUUACACUGUCAUGAUUUGCUGGGUAUGUUCUUCUUAGUCACGAUGGUGUUCUUUAUGUGGUUCCUCAAUGGAAAUGAUGCUCAUAGUUCAAUUACAUUUUUGUAUGGAUUGUUAGCAUAACCUACCUAACGUGCAUCUCUGGAACGUUGCCUGUAUCUAAAUACAGUUUUAAAAUCCUUCAGAAGCUGUCCCACAAAACAGCUCAUUCAAACUUCUGCCACAUUUAAUUUGCUCUGACAUGGUUAAUGUAGAAAACAUACUAUUGUAUACCAACUGGCUAUCCCCUAACUGCUAAAUCUUUUUGAAGAGAUUAAACAAGGAAAAUGUUCAUGUCCACAGUUAAAGUUAAAAUCUGACAGUAUAUUUGCUGUGAGGCCUUUAAAGCUCAUGUGAAAAAAAUGGAAAGCUAAAAGGAUAGCAACUUUAAAAAAUAAAUAUGUGAAAUAGGGUACAAAGACUCCCACCUUUCAGUUACUACUCAUCUGUUUAAGAAAUAACUAAAUGGUGCCUAGAUUUAAGUGUCAGUAACUCUUAAUGGUCUGUGUUAAAAACAAAACAAAAUGGGAAAUGUUUGAAUGAUAUACCAUAAUACUCAUGCCUAACUUAGUGGUGCAUUAUAAAAAAAUUCCACUGCCUUUAAGUGCUGAUUCAAGAGCCAUUUUUUUGCCUUCUGUUCAUGGCAUAUUGACCACCUUCAGGGUUCCAUAACACUGAUGUCAAUAUUCCAUUUAGAGUUUAAAUAUGGAACUACGAAUGCAUUUACUUUUGAAAAAUAUUCUAGUCAAUGUACACAGUGAUCGAUAUCAAAUGUUCUCUGAGCAAGUGUUUUGUUUGUGAUUCUGGACAGGACCAAACAAGUGAAGAUGAAGAUUAGUGGCAAUGAAUUAAUAUUGUAGACAAUGUGGUAGUGAACUUUUAAAAACUGUAUACUUUUAACAUUGUUCAGCUACCUAAAAGAGUGAACAGGCACUUUAAACAAAAAUGCUAGCAAAAACUGGAGUGCUGGCUCUGUAAUGGGAAACCUUAAUAGUCUUUUUUUGAGGGGAGAUACUUAUUUCAACAAGCACUUUGAUUGUCUAUCUUUUAUUACAUUUAGUCUUACUCACUUUGAAAUAUAAACUAUUUCUUUGCAUAACGAGUAAAUAUGCACAUACAGACUGAUUUAAGGUAACUGGUGGAGUGCAUUUAUUUUUCAUGUUCCCCAAAACAUGACUUCUUGUGAAGUAUAAUAUGGUAAUUACAUCUAGCAGCCAGGUCAAAUGCAUGGCUGUGCAAAUGCAGUAGGUUAUAGCAUUGUUUGGUAGAGAAACAAUUAAAUUUCCACUGUUGGUGCUAAUGAAGCUAUGCGUUCUUCGGUUGUAAUAAUUUCCCUUGCCCUUGAAUUUCAUAGCUUUGGCACAUAAGGGGAGCAUGAAUCCACAUGUGAUAAACGGUAAUAAAGGGUACAGGGUGGGCUGUACUGAAGCAAGCUGCAUGAAGCCAGGGGUUGGAUCCUCCAGCUGAAACAGAAUUAAUUUUUUGUUACCAUACAGUCCUAUAGCAUGGUGCAGUGUAAUGAAAAGAGGGGGAGAGGACGAGCUAUGACAAGGGAGCAAAUGUACGCACAAGGCCAGGUUAAGGUUAUAUGUAUUGGAAUCUUUGAAAUCAUAUAAUUGCCUUCUCAGGAUGGUGCAUUGGCCAACCUUGUUGCUGAAUGCCACUGUAAUUUGCAUAGCGUAGUAUAAGAAGGAACUUCAGUACAAAUAAAUAUAUUUAGAAUUGACCGUAAGUAGGUUAUAGGGUACCAAUUUUUUUAAGUAGUGUUGUCUUUUCUAACUGCAUACAACAAAGAUAGUCCAGAAGCAUAAUUUUUCUGGAAACCAGAAUUCCUGAUUCCUGUUUGCAUAGCACAGAAUUUGUUUGGUAAGUAGAAAGGGGGAAACUCAGCACUUAUCCAGCAAGCAAAGGGCAUAGCAACUACACAGCUGCUGCAAAGGACCAGUGGAACAUGGCAGACAGUAACGUCUAUCAGUGGCUUCAUCUGGUAAGCAAAUCCAUACUACAAAACCAAAAAGAAAUGCUCAAGAAGUAUUCUCAAGUGUUAGUUGACAAUUGGCUAGUUAUAGUAGGAUGAGUUGCAGUCUGAUCCUGUAGCUGGCCUUCUAACAGAUUCCAGUGAAAGGGCUUCGAAAAGCAUACUGUUUCAAUUUCUCUUGUAGCAAAACAAGGAUGCAAAAUUCUACUUCUGACUCCUAAAGAUGCAUUUCCUCCUACAGUUCCACUAACCCAGAGCUAUAUGUCAAAUAUAUGAACAAUAUAUAAAAAAUUAUUAGUUACAGCCAUUACUUCAUAAACAUCUUCCUUUUAAUCAGGGUGUCGAUUAGCAGUACAUAGCUUUAUGGGGUCAGGCUGUUAUUGAUGAAUCCUUGUAUGUCAAGAUCGUGUUGUGUUAAGAGAUUUCAGUUUCUUUUCUGCAGACGAAUCCACAUUCUGUAUUGACAUUCUCUCAUAGGAUGCUUUUCAUCUGGGACACUUAAAUGGCAGUUGUUCGCUCCUGAAGUAGACCAGAGUGCUGUAGCAUAUUGAUGCCUUAAACUUAUUUAACAUUUUUAAAGCCAUAACUAUUCUUUGCACCUUUGUAGACUGAAGUCUUUUAAUGAAGUAUGGAAUAGUGAUACAGCUAUGUUAAAUUUAUUAUGUAGAAUCAGUAGAAUGUAUAAAAUUGAUGAUCAUGAGUUAAUCAAAACCAAGCCCUUAACAUUCACUAAUUUUAAGGGGAAACUAUAGAGUAUAUGUCCGACUUCCCUAUUGAACAAAACAGAGCUUGAAAAUAUUUUCCGACAGAUUUUCUGCUUCAAAGGUAUUCCCUGUAGAAGAGUCUUUAAGUACUCUUGGUUAAGUCCUCCUAAGGCCUACUUUAAUAUGUAUUUUAAUGGAAAGAACAUAUUUUGUAUAUGUAAAAAACCCCAAACCGCAUGCAUAGUGAUACUUUUUCCAGAAAGGGGAAUUGAAUUAUGUUCAGUGUAACUCAUAUUUUGAGGGGUUUUUUUUUUUUAGGAAUAAAAUAGCACUUUGUAAUAAUUCUCACUUUACCUGUGUGGCUGCCUGAGCUCAGAAGUUUCUGGCAUCAUCAGCAGGCCAAUUUUGUAAUGUUUAACGCUGGUGGAAUACCAGUGUUCUUUUGCUAAAAGGUAACUCACCUUAGUGUACAGGCAGCCAUUUUGUAUGAUGGCUAUAUUGUACAGAGGAAAAGCUUACCACAGUUCUGCACUUGAAACCGGUUUACAUUGCAUUUCCACUGUGCUUUCCAGAAUCACUCACCACUUCUGUUAAUAAGUGGGAACCUAAAGGGUUUAAUCUUACUGGGGGCAGGGGAGAAUAGUAGAAACAACUUGGUAAGACUGCUCAGCAGCCUUAUUUCACACAAGCAUGUAAUGAAGGAUGAGAGGAGUCAAAGAAACUUGAUCAAGCAGACUUCCAGCUGUACUCUCUAAAAGAUAUAACAAGAAUGUUGGAAUAAGCCUGAAAGUAUGACUAUAUGGUCUGUGAUUAUUCCUCCCCCCUUAUCAUUUUGUUUUUGUUUCCAGAUACCUUGAGGCCAAGUAUUUUGAAUAUAAAUGUUCUGGUUCUUUCUCUAGUGAUAGUGUCAAGUAUAAACUAGUGAGAGCAUUGUAGAGCUUUUUGAAAGUGUGUAUGACCAGUGCUUUGAUAAGAAAAUGCUAAAAUUACAAACAGCUUGGAUGUAUAACUUUGGAAGUAUGAUAGAAACUAAUAACCCAAUGAAACAGGAAUAAUUGCCUGGAUCAAAAGAACCACAAGAGGAAAGCAGCAAGGAGGGGCUUUCUCACCUGUUCUUUCAUAUGGCACCCUGCUGUGCUCCUCUUGCCUCAACAGGAAACAGACUUGGUGCUAUGUGGCGUCUGCCCUGGGAGAGGAAAAGCACUCUCUGUUGCUAGAAAACUUUAGAUAAUAACAGUACUAUAAUUUUCGUAUUCUUUAAAAAAAAUGCCUAUAGAGGAGUAAACUAUAAUUUCACUGGUCUCAAGAGAACAGUGAACUACUUGCAAGCAAAGGUGAGCAGAGUAUUUUAAAAUGUUGAGAGAUGGGUUUAGUCUCUGAGAAAAAGUGCUUCAGGAGUAAAACUGAUCAAAUGCAGUCUUCUUUCAGUAGGACUCAUCAGAGCCCUGUGGGAAUUCCCUUGAUUUAUAGAUCAUAUAUAAUCAGUGCAGUCCUAAGCAGAGUUCUUCCAGUCUAUGCCCAUUGAUUUUACCAAGAAUUUAGAUAAUUCACACACUGCCCUAGGAACACACAGAUCAGAAAAACUCAAGUGAGCCUUUCCUUGACUUUUUGUGCAAGGCUAUUUGUAAUGAUGCAAUGCAGAUCAAACGAGUUUCAUGGAAAAUUAUGUUUUAUGUUUUUAUACUACAAUAAAAUCAAAUAAACCCUGUAAAGAAGUACUGUUUUACAAAAUUACAAACAGCAAUCCUAUGUUGUUUGACAUUAUAGCCCUUUUAAAAUACAGUACAGUACAGGAAGGCAAUGGCAAACCACCCCAUACAGUCUGCCAAGAAAACGCCCCCCCCCCAUGGGUUAGUAAUGACUCGGUGCUUGCACCUUUACCUUUUGCAGCCCUCCUCCUGCUGCAUAGGUGCAAUGUGUUCCUCUGGCACUAGCUGUUUU
Messenger RNA from Eublepharis macularius, 6360 nucleotides. RefSeq names its product IKAROS family zinc finger 5 (gene IKZF5). Gene Ontology annotation, molecular function: RNA polymerase II cis-regulatory region sequence-specific DNA binding; DNA-binding transcription factor activity. Bases 307 to 1566 code for a protein of 419 amino acids. The transcript has 6 exons. Lineage: Eukaryota; Metazoa; Chordata; Lepidosauria; Squamata; Eublepharidae. The record is from RefSeq and is a predicted model, not a curated record. Gene Ontology annotation, biological process: regulation of transcription by RNA polymerase II.